AUGACCGCUGCGCUGUGUGUGUGUGUUUUGUUGGUGGUCCUCUGCACCAGCUGUUUGGGCCGCCCCCAUUCUUCCCAUCUCCAGGACGAGAGACGCCCUGCCCUCCUCCCUUCCCCAGAAGCUCGACUUGAGGCCGAAACCCCCAUCCUGUCCGAGUCCCACCUCCGACACACACGCUCCGCUCCUCAGCCCUUCCCACUCUCAGACGAGGGUGAAGACACAAGAGCUAACCUCAGCGAAUUACUGGCAAGACUCAUCUCAUCUAGGAAAGGUUCUGUGCGUAGGAACUCCACGGUGAAUAGCAAACCCAGUGGCCUCAGCUCCAGCCACCGGAUAAAGGACCGGGACUACUUGGGGUGGAUGGAUUUUGGACGCCGCAGUGCAGAGGAGUACGAAUACUCCUCCUAAAAAAUAGAGCUUGUGUAUGAGGACAUGAGGAAACAACGCAAGCAAGCCGUUCCUCACCGUCCAAUAAGAAGUCCAACCAUAUUUAUUAUGUCUUUGAUGUACAUUUGUUUGUAAAACUAUAUGAUGCAAUAUAUACAUAUGACAAAUUUUGCAGAAAAUCUAUAGUUUAAUUCCCUCUUUAUCUUCCCUUCAUGGUUUGCGGGUUAAACAAUUUAGAUGUUUUGGUAAUUGAGCAUAUAUUAUUACUUUAUUUUUAAGUAAUAAUAUUAUCACCACAAGUAAGU
Osmerus eperlanus (European smelt) is the source of this 692-nucleotide messenger RNA. RefSeq names its product cholecystokinin b (gene cckb). Gene Ontology annotation, cellular component: extracellular region; axon. NCBI's taxonomy places the organism in Eukaryota, Metazoa, Chordata, Actinopteri, Osmeriformes, Osmeridae. Gene Ontology annotation, molecular function: neuropeptide hormone activity. The transcript is spliced from 3 exons. Bases 1 to 408 code for a protein of 135 amino acids. Gene Ontology annotation, biological process: digestion. The record is from RefSeq and is a predicted model, not a curated record.